Molecule: messenger RNA, 833 nt
Organism: Orbicella faveolata
Lineage: Eukaryota; Metazoa; Cnidaria; Anthozoa; Scleractinia; Merulinidae
Product: large ribosomal subunit protein mL49-like
Biological process (GO): translation
Cellular component (GO): mitochondrial large ribosomal subunit; ribosome
Molecular function (GO): structural constituent of ribosome
Source: RefSeq, a predicted model, not a curated record
GAUCAGAGCCCGCAAUGAAGUGUCAGCGGAUAUCAGCGUAAACCCAGAAAUUCAAAAUGGCGGCUGUCAUUAAAAUUUGUAGAGCUUUCUUUUCUUCAAAUACAGCGCUGUAUUUUCCAAGAAGAGCACCGCAACCUAAGGGUGUUAAUACAAGUGUCCAAACAUCGACCACCGAGAAAUAUUUCACCUAUGAAAUCAAGCCAGAGCGACUUCAACAGAUUCAGAAGUCUCCCAGUGGUUGGGUUCCUUCAGCUACUGAAAAACCAAACUUACCUUUCUUCAUUAAAAGAUCCAAAUACAACAAUCUUCCAGUAUACACAGAUUACAAGAAUGCGAGAAGUCGUAAGAUCACUAUAAUAAGGAAAAUAAAAGGAGACCUUAAGGCUCUUGAUGACUGUUUGAAACACCAUCUUGGAGAUGAUGUUAUCACCUCAAUAAAUGAACUUACAAGCCAAGUGAAAAUCAAAGGAAUAUACAAAGAUGAAGUUGUGACGAUAUUAAAACGACUGGGCUACUAGAGAAGUAGCUUUGUGUAAAUAAAGACAAGAAUGGAAAACAUCAAGUUGAGCAAGCAGAACCAUUGUGUUGUGCAUUCUAUUAGUGUGAAUACUGGCAGAAAUUAAACAUGCUUGCAUGUACAAAGAAAAAACUAUCCAUCUCAAAAUUCUAGCACGUGAGAAACAGAAAAUGAACAGUGAAUCACUUGCUACAGAGAGCAUUGUCUGGUAGAUGGAGAGCCUGUCCUGCCAUUAUAAAGGAGACCAACAGACAUUGGUUUAAUAUGCAAAGUAUACAAAAAAACAUGUAAAUAAACAGUACUUUCUGAAACAUUU